AUGACAGCAGAAGCUCCUCUGAUUGAUUGGCAACAGGGACUAGUCACAUUCCCUGAACAAGUUCAAAUUGCCUCUGAGGAAGAAGCGGACUCAGAUCCUUUAGCAGACCUUCCCCCUCAGUACCAUGAGUUUGCUAAAGUAUUUGGCAAAGAAGAAUUUAAGGUCCUCCCUCCACAUAGGGAGUAUGACAUCUCCAUUGACCUUGUCCCAGACGCCAAACUGACCCCUGGUCCCAUAUACGGCAUGACGGAUGCGGAAUCCAAGGCAUUAAAACAACACAUUGACAAGGAAUUAGCAACGGGCAAAAUUUGCCCCAGCACUUCAUCCGCCGGCGCUCCAGUCAUGUUUGUAAAGAAGGCAGAUGGUUCACUAAGAUUGGUAGUUGACUAUAGGAAGUUAAAUGACGUCUUGCACAAGAACGUUUACCCACUCCCUAGGCAAGACAACUUGAUGGCCAAGCUCAGGCAUGCAAAGAUGUUCACCAAGCUAGAUCUACGCUGGGGUUACAACAAUGUCAGGAUCAAGGAAGGAGAUGAAUGGAAAACAGCAUUUAGGACUAAAUAUGGGCUAUUUGAAUACCUGGUAAUGCCUUUUGGCCUCACCAACGCCCCAGCCGCCUUCCAACAUUUCAUGAACAACCUGUUCAGGGACCUCAUUGACGUCACAGUGGUGAUCUAUUUGGAUGACAUCUUAAUCUUCUUGGAGAAACUGGAGGACCACCCUAACCACGUAAGGGAAGUCCUCUCCCGGUUGAUGAAGAAUCAGCUGUUCUGCAAGCUCUCCAAGUGCCACUUCCACGUCACCACGGUUGAUUAUCUUGGCAUUGUCAUAUCCCCCACCGGUUUUUCCAUGGACCAAAAGAAGAUCAAGGCGGUCACAUCAUGGCCUCAACCCAAGACAGUCAAACAGGCCCAGGCCUUUCUAGGGUUUGUCAAUUACCUCAGACAUUUUAUUCCCAACUUCAGCACGGUUGCGCGCCCCCUACACAAUCUCACCAAAAAGGAAACCCCCUGGUCAUGGGGUGAAACGGAGGAAGACGCAUUCCAGGAAUUAAAGGCCCUUGUCACCAAAUCCCCGGUUCUUAUCCACUCCAAUCCAGAACUACCCUACUACCUAGAAACAGACGCAUCAGGGGUAGCCAUGGGAGCUAUAUUGAGCCAAAGAGGAGAGGAUAACCGGCUCCAUCCAAUCGCGUAUAUGUCAAAAUCCUUCUCGGGUGCUGAAGCCAACUAUGAUACCCACAACAAGGAACUAUUGGCUAUCAUCAAGGCAUUGGAAGAAUGGAGGAUCUUCUUGGAAGCCACCAACAAGCCUGCAUGGACAUUCAAUAGGAGACACGCUAGAUGGCGCAUCUUCUUGAGCAACUUUAACUUCAAAAUCCACUAUUGCCCAGGAAAACAGUCAGGAAAGCCAGACGCCCUCUCCAGAAGAUUGGAUUAUGUAGACCUACCCACUGAACCAGAAGUCAUGCUACCCGCAGAAGUCUUUGCAAACACCUUGGAAGAGGAGGUUGAAAUUGUCACAGAAAUACGGUCUAGAAUCAGAGAAGACCCAUCCCUGGAACCAAUCAUCCAGUUCCUUACAGAAAACGCGGAGGAUGCACCUCCUUCCAUUCAAAAGGCUUAUCGGGAUUAUGACUGGGAAGAAGACCUUCUGUGGUACCGCGGAAAAUUAGUAGUCCCGGACUCAGAGCCUCUCAAGGAACAAUUGCUUAAGGAAUUCCACGACUCCCCAUUGGCGGGUCACCCAGGACAACAAAGGACGUUAGAACUCCUUAGCCGGAAUUACUGGUGGCCAGGAAUGAAAUCAUCCGCCAAGGAAUGGGUAGAGUGCUGUCCUACCUGCCAAGCCAAUCGACAAGCUCACGCCCCUGCCAUUGCCCUAAAACCAUUGGAAGUCCCCCCUUUCCCGUUCCACACAAUAUCCUACAACUUUAUCACGGGGUUCCCCAAAUCUGAUGGGUACAAUGCAAUUCUAGUGGUAAUCGAUUCCUUCUCCAAGUUUGGUCAUUUUAUCCCAACCACAAAGAAGGUCACGGCUAAGGGUCUAGCCGACCUGUUCAUCACCCACGUUUGGAAGUUACACGGACUACCGGUCAAAACAGUUUCAGACCGCGGAACAACGUUCACAGGGAAAUUCCUAAGAGCAUUAUACCAACGCCUUGGAAUCAAACCGGCCUUCUCCUCAGCCUACCAUCCGGAGUCAGACGGACAAACAGAAAGGGUGAACCAAUUUAUUGAGUUCUACCUUAGGUCCUACGUUGCGGCGGAUCAUUCAGACUGGGCUACCUGGCUACCGUUAGCAGAAUAUGCGUACAACAACGCUAGACACUUGGCCACAGGAAAGACCCCCUUUGAACUUGUCUAUGGAAGGAACCCUGUCAUGAGCCCAUCCAACGUACCAGCGAAUGUUCCGGAAGCCGACCACGUAGCCAACACCCUGGCUCAAGAAUGGAAGGAAGCGGAAUCCGCCCUGAGACUGACAAAGGAAAGAAUGGCAGGAAACAAAGGAAUAACCCCAGAAUACGCAAUUGGCAAAAAAGUCUGGCUGGAUGGGAAAAAUGUGGAGCUUAGAACCAACUCCAACAAAUUGGACCCUAAGAGACUAGGCCCUUUUGAAGUCUUAGAAAAAAUUUCCAGCCAUGCGUACCGACUAAAACUUCCGGAAACUGUGAAAAUCCAUGACGUGUUCUAUGUAGGACUGUUAUCCAAAGUCCACGAAUCUCCCAGUCAACCCUUCCCAGAACAUCCCCCUCCAGAAACAAUCAAAGGGGAAGAAGAAUAUGAGGUAGAACAGAUCAUUGACUCCAAAAGACAACGAGGAAAAUGGUUCUACUUGAUAAAAUGGAAAGGUUAUGGACCGGAAGACAAUUCAUGGGAACCAGAAGAACUCCUGGAACACAGCCAAGAAGAAAUUCAACGCUUCAACAAGUCACGACUGAAAAAGGCUUGUGACUCUGCCAAGAGCCUUUAA
Molecule: messenger RNA, 2973 nt
Organism: Rhizoctonia solani
Lineage: Eukaryota; Fungi; Basidiomycota; Agaricomycetes; Cantharellales; Ceratobasidiaceae
Product: Retrotransposable element Tf2 protein
Exons: 2
Coding region: 1-2973 (990 amino acids)
Biological process (GO): DNA integration
Molecular function (GO): nucleic acid binding
Source: RefSeq, a predicted model, not a curated record